AUGUCAACAAGCAAAUCUAAUGCGAAGGGGCGCGCCACGUCUGCACCAAUAUCUGGAGUGUACAAGCCAGAUUCCAUUCGAGACGUAGCAGAGUCAUUAAACAUAACGAGUUUUUCAGACGCAGUAGCGUCUUCGCUUGCUAGCGAUGUUGAGUAUAGGGUUCAUCAGGUGUUGGAGGAAGCUGCGCGCUUCAUGCGUCAUGCCAGACGCACUACUUUAACGACCUCUGACGUGGAUCAUGCCCUGCGUGUGCUAAACAUUGAACCUCUCUAUGGCCAUUCACCUCACAACCCUCCUGUGUUUCGGCGUGCACCGCCAUUCCCGCAAUUACCGGCUGCGGGAUCUGUAUAUUUUGUCGAGGACGAAGAGAUUGACUUCGAUCGUGUGCUCCGCGAAGAGAAACUCACACUUCCGAAGGGCGUAAGUUGGACAGCGCACUGGCUCGCCGUUGAAGGCGUACAGCCACUGAUUCCAGAAAAUCCACCUGCCAUCCCGAAAGAUACUGAUCAGGACUUCGUUAUGGCUAAAUCUACAUCAUCACCAUUGCGGCCAGGAACUGUAUUCCCACCGUCUCCUCCAUCCUCAGAUCGGCCCUCCCCGAUGCACACCGUAACGAAGCAGCAACAACAGCUUGUGAAGCACGUUUUGUCACGGGAGCUGCAGCUGUAUUAUACUCGCCUUACGUCUGCACUCCUCCCACCCUCCGCUUCGGAUUAUGCGAAGCGCACGGCUGCACUGGCCAGCUUGCGACACGACGCAGGGUUGCAAGCACUACUGCCGUACCUUGUCCGGUGGGUGGGAGAAGGUGCCGUCAGCGCGCUGAAAGGAGGCGUGCAGAGCGAGACCGACGGCCGAGUUCUGGAGGUCCUCCUUGAUGUGAUCGGCGCCCUCCUCGAUAACUCAACGUUGUUUGUGGAACCAUAUCUGCACCAACUCCUUCCGCCAAUACUUUCGAUUUUACUUCACUCUGCGCUACCUCCGUCACAUGCCGCGGAACUUCGCACAUCCGCCUCGCAGAUACUUUCGCACCUUCUUACUCACUACUCAACAACAUACCCAUCUCUACCUCCCAGAAUUAUGAAGACUUUGCUUCUGGCGUUAAUCUCCCCAGGCAAAAGUAGAGGCACACGCGAAGGCGCGAUACGCGGGCUCAUGGGUGUGGGUAAAGAGGCCGUCAGAAAAGGCCUCGUCGAUGGGGGUGGCGCGAAAGUGGUAGGGAGUGAAUGUUUUGAGGGGGAGUCAAGCCCGGUUGUGGAAUGUGCCUUGGACGCACUCAAGAUGCUGCAUCCUCCCUCAACUAUGUCCACGCCUUUGGACGCAUCUUCCGAGACUGACGUGAGGGCCGUCACGCAGUUGCGUGAGGUGCUGGGUGACUUCUUCGCAAACAAAUUGGUCGACGAUUCUGAGUGGGCCAGGGGUAUAUUGUCUGCUGAUCAAAAAAGUUAG
Molecule: messenger RNA, 1446 nt
Organism: Sparassis crispa
Lineage: Eukaryota; Fungi; Basidiomycota; Agaricomycetes; Polyporales; Sparassidaceae
Product: Transcription initiation factor TFIID subunit 6
Exons: 5
Coding region: 1-1446 (481 amino acids)
Biological process (GO): RNA polymerase II preinitiation complex assembly; transcription initiation at RNA polymerase II promoter
Cellular component (GO): SAGA complex; transcription factor TFIID complex; SLIK (SAGA-like) complex
Molecular function (GO): protein heterodimerization activity; RNA polymerase II general transcription initiation factor activity; transcription coactivator activity
Source: RefSeq, a predicted model, not a curated record